Brassica oleracea var. oleracea is the source of this 3855-nucleotide messenger RNA. RefSeq lists its product as uncharacterized. The coding region runs from base 164 to 3745 and encodes 1193 amino acids. Gene Ontology annotation, molecular function: gamma-tubulin binding; microtubule minus-end binding. The record is from RefSeq and is a predicted model, not a curated record. Gene Ontology annotation, biological process: cytoplasmic microtubule organization; spindle assembly; mitotic cell cycle. The transcript has 14 exons. Lineage: Eukaryota; Viridiplantae; Streptophyta; Magnoliopsida; Brassicales; Brassicaceae. Gene Ontology annotation, cellular component: centrosome; gamma-tubulin complex; equatorial microtubule organizing center.
UUCGGUGGUGUGAGAUAUAUUUUUAUAGCAUUUGGUCCAUUUUAGAAUAGAGUGCACUUGAGAGCCAUUAUAGAAUUUGAAUACUUUCCGGUGGGACGAGCAACUGAUUGUUCCAAAUCUGCUCGUCUUUCUAGUGAUUGUUUCUCCUCCAUCUUGAGAAAUAAUGGCGGUGGCGACGAGCCUCGCUUCGCUUCUCGAGAAGCUCAAAGUGGAGGAGCCUUACCUUCGACCAAGGAAUUGGGAAUCCUUACAUUCUCAGAGCGGCCGAUUUCCUCUUCCAAUUCGUGCUUCUCCUCCGUCUUCUUCCUCUGUCUCUGAAUCAAGCUUGGUUAGGUUGGCGUUGAAUGCUCUGCAAGGUGUUGAGUCUUCUCUUAUUAGCAUAGGGAAACUCUCUUCUCUAUUAUGCUCUGAGUCCGCUGAUAGGACCACCCACCACAUACCAAGCUUGUGGCAUCGGUUGUCGAGCACUGACGCAUUGGGACAGAUUCUUAGAGACAUAGGCUGCUUUGGUUCUUUGGUCUUUCUUCUCCAUAGUUUUGUAGGCCAUUUCACGAGCUUGAAGUUGGAAGUUGAGGGACAGGGGAGCUGCUAUACUCUUGUUAAUCAGGCUUUUGCUAUUGCUGUGAGAAAGGUCCUAGAAGGCUAUAUAUCUGGUCUGGAUACAUUAUGUGCAUCUGUACAACUGAGGCGUUCAUCUAACAUUGUGGACGGCUCUGGCCGUGGUCCCUCUUCGCUAGGCUGCCUUACCAACGUAGUUCACCCAAAUAUAACAUUGUUGGAAGUUUUUCUACAUACUAGAGAGUUACGAACACAGAUUGAAGCUCUUGCCAACAUAUGUGACUUGUAUGAUAUAUCCCUAUCUUAUUGUGUCUCCCCUUGGGAAUGCCUGUUUACUGAAGCAACCACACAGUUUCAUGGGUUCUACAAAGGAAGUGACCUGCUUACUUACUUAUAUUCACAACUUAAGGUUGCUGAUCCUGCUCAUAGUGCUAUGGUUAAGUUUUUGUUCCUGAAAACAUGUGAGCCAUAUUGCGAGUUUAUAAGAUCUUGGAUUUAUAAGGCCGAACUUAACGAUCCUCAUAAAGAGUUCAUUGUGGAAUGUAUCACUGAAUCGACAUCUUUUUCUUGGAAUACGGCUGGCAUCUCCCGGUUGAAGAGGGCCAGGGAGCAAGAAGGAGGGCUUGUUCCAUGUUUCUUGGAUGGCUUCUUGGAACCUAUACUAAGGGCUGGUCAACAGCUCCAAGUAAUUACAAAACUUCUUGAAUUGUGCAAUCUUUCUGCAUCUGGACUCAGAAAUUAUGCAGAUCUUCUUCCCUAUUGGACGCAUUAUUCUUCCUCUAGUCUAGUGUACCCAUCUCCAAUAACUUUCAGCAAAUUGCAUAUAGAAGUGAUGAUACAGAAAAGAGACGAUUACUACAGAAGAAUGCAAGAAAAACUUUGUGACCUUUCAAGAAAGUUUGAACUGUUCCUUGGGCAGGUUCCUGGAGCAACAUCUUUGCCAAUUUCCUUUGAUGACGGAGAAAGACUUGAGAAAAGUUCCGGUAAUUUCACACUGGAUGAGAGUUUACUAGUUCCUUCAACAGUUGCAAUGGACUUGGCCAGGGACCAGAGUGGUUCAGAGUCUGAUGACCAGAAAACAGAAGAUAGAUGGUUUUCAGAGAUAGAUGCGUCAUGCUCAUCUGAAUCUUCAUCGACUAGGGACUUUUCUGAAUCUGAUGUUGGAAUGCUUGAUUUUCAAAGUACAUUAGCGGGGCCUUUACCAAAUUAUUUAUCAGCUCUACGUUUUUCUGUUGCCUCUGCUGGGAAAUGUGAUGAGAACCUGGCUCAGCAUGGUGAGUCGGGUUAUAUAGACAAUAAUUUUGUGACGAAAGAUGAGAAAGCAGAUACUCAUCGCCAGUGGAUGGAUAUUGAGCCAGAAGAGUCAACUGAAGCAUGUGAGGUUGAUAAAUUUAGAGGGCUUCUUUCUAUUAAGUCAUGGCCCCUUGGCGGAUUACCUAGAAAUCCAUUUAUUGUUGAUAAACACGCGGAAGAUGACAAACAAUAUCCACCAACUGAUUCCGGAGAUAAGAUGGAGCAGAGGGGUUCAAUGAAUACUGAUGAAAGCACGCUUUUAUUAAACAACAUUCCCACCGGCAUUAGUUGUCUAAAGCAGGAGAGAAAGCAUGAUUUGCUGGAAAACUGUUCCUCAUCAAAAUUAUAUUUGUUGAAAGAAACAAAGGUAAACUACCCGUACGAGGUGCUUAGUAUGAAUCCUAUGCUGAGAUGUGAUUUCCUGCGCAAGAAUGGAAACAUAAACAGAAGGGACCAGGCAAAAUUGUUGCAUUGGUUUGACUUUUCUGCGGUAGAUAACCCUUCCAAGACAUGUCUAGCCAGGAUACCUGUAGGAUUCCGUGUUGAUGAUUCCUUGGAAUAUCACAGUUCUCAGACUGAUAGAAAGAGUCAUUUCCAUGCCAACCAAGAAUGUGGCAUAGAUAGUCCUGAUGUUGAAGAUCCAAAAGUUUCUUGCAGUCAUUUAUCUUCAGGUUUUAAAGGUCGCGCUGAAGAAAAUAAGUCAAAUGUACCUGGUGGAAGUAGAUGGGAGGGUAUGCUUCUUAGAUCAAAUAACCCUGAAACUAGUGCACUUAGUGAUUGCAGACAGAGCUCCUCUCCCACAUUUGAAUUGCCACUAGAUUUUGUUAUAGACAAGUGUCUACUGCAGGAAAUACUUCUUCAAUAUAACUUCGUCAGUAAGCUAGCUAUUAAGUUGCUCGAAGAAGGAUUUGGCGUGAAAGAACAUCUGCUAGCACUGCGCAGAUAUCAUUUUAUGGAGCUAGCAGAUUGGGCAGAUGUGUUUGUAGCGUCCCUUUGGCAUCAUAAAUGGCUUGUUACGGAGGCAGAUAAGAGAAUUGCAGAAAUCCAAGGGUUUCUAGAAUCAUCAAUUCAGAGAUCAUCAUGUGAACGAGACACUUGUAAAGACAGGUUAUUUUUGUACAAAAGACAAGGCACAAUGCAUCUCCCGCCAUCAACCAUUGGAGUGCGAUCUUUUGAUUUCCUAGGGUUGGGGUAUCGAGUUGACUGGCCGAUCAGUAUAAUUGUAACAUGUGAUGCGCUGAAAGCAUAUGCUGAUGUAUUCAGCUUUCUGGUUCAAGUGAAACUAGCAGCCUAUGCAUUAACUGACGUUUGGUGUUCACUGAAGGAUGUAAGACAUACAAUGCAUGAGAAUAAAGAGGGGAUAGCGAAGCAAGAACUCCGGUGGUUGAACAUAUUAAUGAAACUAAGGCAUCAGGUCAACCAUUUUGUAUCAACACUACAACAAUAUGUACAUUCGGAAUUGUCUCACGUAUCAUGGUCCAAGUUCCUUCAUUCCCUGAAGAAUAAGGUGAAGGAUAUGAUGGAUCUUGAGUCUGUGCAUAUGGUUUAUCUAAGUGAAGCUCUGAGCAUAUGUUUCCUAUCUGAUGAAACCCGAGUCGUAUCAAACGUCAUAGAGAACAUAUUACAAUGCGCACUGGACUUCCGGUCUUGUCUUCCCCAAGGCACAGGUCGAGUUCCAAACGAUUCAUGGACAAACACGCUAGGCAUAGACACAUGUCAGGUGAUGAUGGUGAAGCAGAAGUUUGAGAAAGAGAUGAAGGAUCUGUAUAUGUGUCACCGGAGAUCACCAAAACAUGGGAGGUUUGGGCUCUCUCGCUUCUGGGAUUGCCUCAACUUCAACCUUUACUAUUCAGAGAUCCUACAUGACUCUAACAUCUUCCCUCUCAUUCCUUAGAAAUCCAAUAUCUGAUAUUCUUUUUGUUGUAUAUUUUGUGUGUAUGAAAAUUAAAAAAACUUGUGUUUCAAUUCAAUAUAGUUUUCGCACUAUUAAGUAUCAAAUUAAUU